AUGUAUUCGAUUCUCGAGGCUGAAAAACUGAUUAGGGAAGACAAUGUCAAAAUAAUAUUCAUGGUACGUGAUCCCCGUGGAAUGGCUCCAUCAAGAAUGAAAUUUAAUGACAUAUAUACCCCAGAGGAGAAUUUUAAUGAUGUAGUCAAAGGACAAGUUAAACUUCACCCAAAAAUGGAAGUGAUUGUAACCGACUAUUGCAAUUGGCUGAUGGAAAAUCACAUGCCCGAAUCACAGCUACCUGAUUGGUUGAGAGGAAAGUAUUUGGUAAUACGGUACGAAGAUACUGAGAGACAUCAGUCACGAUCAGUUCAAACCAUAUUUGAUUUCCUUGGGCUUGAAUACCACGAAGAAGACAUUAGGCAAGUUUUAGAAGAACUUGCAAAAUUUGAAGUGUUUGAAGAAGAUAACAAUAGCGAGCGAUGGAGAAAAAAACUAAGAAUAGAAGAAGUGAAACGGGUCCAAGAAUUGUGCACUAGUAAAUUAUUCAAAGAACUGGGGUAUAAAUUGGUGAAAACUGAACUUGAACUUAGGAACAGCUCCAUUUCUUUAGUUAAUGACAUUUAA
Saccoglossus kowalevskii is the source of this 567-nucleotide messenger RNA. Its product is annotated as carbohydrate sulfotransferase 1-like. Gene Ontology annotation, biological process: sulfur compound metabolic process; N-acetylglucosamine metabolic process. Lineage: Eukaryota; Metazoa; Hemichordata; Enteropneusta; Harrimaniidae. The record is from RefSeq and is a predicted model, not a curated record. Gene Ontology annotation, molecular function: N-acetylglucosamine 6-O-sulfotransferase activity.